Molecule: messenger RNA, 354 nt
Organism: Emiliania huxleyi CCMP1516
Lineage: Eukaryota; Haptophyta; Isochrysidales; Noelaerhabdaceae
Exons: 1
Molecular function (GO): protein binding
Source: RefSeq, a predicted model, not a curated record
UGCGACGGCACCUACACGGGCACCCGGGUGGAUCUGUCCAGCCGAGGGCUAUCGGGGACGAUCCCUCCGCAGCUGGGCGACAUCUCGCAGCUGGAGUAUCUUAUCCUGAUAGACAACUCCAUUUCGGGCACCAUCCCUCCGCAGACGAGCAAGCUCUCGCGGCUGGAGGCGCUUAGUCUGAACAGCAACUCCAUCUCGGGCACCAUCCCUUCGGAUACGGGCAAGCUCUCGCUGCUGCAGUAUCUUUACCUGAACAGCAACUCCAUCUCGGGCACCAUCCCUCCAGAUACGGGCAAGCUCUCGCAGCUGGUGAGGCUUGACCUGUACGACAAUGACAUCUCCGGAACCGUGCCG